GAACUGGGCAGAUCGCAUCUAUCGACCUGGCCAACAAUCCCCCUUCCCAACCUCUCGCCUCCGACCCCCCCUGACCUUCUUUUCCCAUUCGAUAUCGAUCCCACCUCCUCCGCCGGUCCCGAACGGUCCUCCAACUCCCCAUCUGCCUCCUCUCCGUCCUCCUCUCGUACUCCUGCUCCAGCUCCAGCUCCAGCUCGCCCAGCAAACCCUCGGCGUCGUCGGCUUCCCUCGAGUAGCCCUGAAAUCCCCGCUUCCGAAGUCGUGAGAACGAGAUCCAGUACAAGAACCACUGGGGCAGCUGCGCCCCAGUCCGACUCUAUUCACACUUCGGGCCGUGAACAAGAAGGCCACUUUCCCUCCCGCAAACGCAGGCGUUUGGCAGUCAUGCGUGCUGAUACUCUCUCCUCCACAAAUGGCUUUUCACAAGCCUCGAAUGGCUCAACUCCCAGGAAGGCCAGUUUGAAUGGACAGUCCAGCAAUGGCGACUCACAUACGAACGGCACCUCCAAGUCUGUAGCUACUGGCUCGUCGUACUACGGUCAUGAUCGGGAGGAGGUGACGCGGAUUUUGAUACAGAGCCUCUACGAGUUGGGUUACGACGGAGCAGCUUCGACGUUGAGUUCGGAGAGUGGUCAUCAGCUGGAGACACAGGGCGUUGCCACAUUCAGAAGUGCCGUCCUGGGUGGUCGGUGGUCCGAAGCAGAGAAGAUUCUCAUACAAUCAUUCCACUGGGAUGGCUCCCAAAAUGGUCAAAAUUCCUCGCCGCAGCAACCAUUAUUGUUAAAUGAAGCGGCGGAACGGAACGAAAUGCUAUUCCAUCUUCGUCAACAGAAGUUUCUAGAGCUCCUCGAAUCUCGCAAUCUUGGUUCAGCGCUGGGUGUCUUGAGGCAGGAACUAACACCGUUAAACUACGAUAUCGAUCGCCUCCAUGCUCUAUCUAGCCUUUUGAUGUGCCCCACCGAGUUGCUCCAUGAGCAAGCUGGCUGGGAGCGCCCCAUUACUGCAUCCCGAGAACGGCUUCUCAACGAAUUAUCCAAAUCCAUUUCCCCCUCCGUUAUGAUACCCCAGCACCGGCUCGCCACCCUUUUAGAUUUUGUGAAGAAGACGCAAAUCAGCAACUGUUCGUAUCAUAAUACUGUCGAUUCGCCUUCACUCUACUCAGAUCACAUGUGCGACAAAAAUGACUUCCCACGCGGUGUAGGUCUUGAACUCACCCAUCAUUCGGAUGAAGUCUGGUGCUGCGAAUUCUCGCAUGACGGUACCAAGCUGGUCACUGCAGGCAAGGACCGCAUGGUAUUCAUCUACGAUACGACAAACUUCUCAGUGAUCUCAAAAUUGGCCGAAAAUCACACCGACGGAGUGGCUUUUGCAAGCUGGAGCUCAGAUGACACAAAACUAAUUACAUGCUCACAAGACAAGCAAGCCCGAGUAUGGAAUGUCGAGACUGGGCGUUGCCUUCUCACAAUUGAUCACCACAAUGAGCCAGUAACGUCAGCCGGCUGGGCUCCGGAUGGAGAGUCCUUUGUGACUGGGUCACUUGAUGCAAAUUCACAGCUCUGCCUUUGGAGCAUUCGCGGUCCAUCUAUACACAGAUGGAAAGGUUCGUUCCGCGUACAGGAUUGCGCGAUCAGUCCCGAUGGAAAGCGGCUGGUUGCGGCAGAUACGGACUUCAAGAUUCACGUGUUUGACCUUGACUCUCGCGAAGAAGAUUAUUGUCUCUCGCUUUCAAGUAAACCUACGUCGGUCACGAUCAGUCGGGACUCGAAACAUCUGAUUGUGAACCUCGCAGAGGGCGAGAUUCAAUUGAUCGAUCUGGACACUACCGACGUAGUACAAAGGUUCAGGGGUCACAAGCAAGGCGAGUACGUUAUUCGCAGUACUUUUGGAGGAGCAGGGGAGAACUUUGUCGUAAGCGGCAGCGAAGACUCGAAGGUCUACAUUUGGAACAAGGACGAUGGCCACCUUGUGGAAUCUCUGGAGGGACACACCCGCGGAUGUGUCAAUUCAAUAUCAUGGAACCCAACGAAUCCGAGGAUGUUCGCCUCGGCAGGUGAUGAUCGUGUUGUGCGAGUCUGGACUCCCGAAAAUGAUCGCCCUAUCCCAACACGGGGCUCUGCUCAGCGAAGAGGAGUAUCAUCAAAUGGGUUUCCCCGGACAAGUGCGUUACGAACGACGAGUGCUUUUUGA
Messenger RNA from Penicillium manginii, 2187 nucleotides. Its product is annotated as WD40 repeat domain-containing protein. Gene Ontology annotation, biological process: proteasome-mediated ubiquitin-dependent protein catabolic process. The annotation marks the transcript as partial. The record is from RefSeq and is a predicted model, not a curated record. NCBI's taxonomy places the organism in Eukaryota, Fungi, Ascomycota, Eurotiomycetes, Eurotiales, Aspergillaceae. Gene Ontology annotation, molecular function: protein binding. Gene Ontology annotation, cellular component: GID complex. The transcript is spliced from 5 exons.